AUGGCUACCAACGGUCGUCAGCAAAACUACGCGGCCCCCAACGCGGGCUAUAAGGGACAACACAUGCUCAACAACUACAACCAGCACGGCCAAGGUCAUGGGUCCGCCCAAUACCUCCCCCGAGGUCUGCCCAUGUCCCCCCACGGUGAUAAUGGUAUGCAAGGUCUGACGGGCAAUAUGGCAGCUCUCAAUAUGCACGCCUCGUAUGGUUCGUCCGCUACCUCCAAGUCUGCGAGCUCCGCUCUGUCAGGUGGCUCCUCCGACUACGGCAACAUCCCUCUCUCCAACGGUCAAGGACUUUGGGUUCCCAACCAGCAGGUCCUUGGAUCUAUGUACCAGAUGAUGCCUGGUGCCAAGCAACAGACUGCCAUGGCGGCUUCCCCUAACAUGUACAACCACACCGGUGCAUACGUCCAGCAGGCAGCUUACCAAUAUGGCCAAGCUGUCAUCGACAACAACACUAUGCCACCAGCAUGGGCUGCUCGCAUGUCCUCUUCCGAGAUGCCAUCUCUCAUGACGCCACGCCGGGACUCCAUCUCCUCCAACGAGAACGACAACCCAGGCACGCCUUACGGCAGUGGUGGUAUGUACCAUCGUUACGGCAACAAUACCGCCAUCAUGGACCGUUCGCCAAACGCCCUCUACUCCAGCAGUGCUACCCCUUCGCCUUCCCAGUUGGCCCAUCCCUACCAGGUCAUGGCGCCCAUCCCGAAGCAGCAGACCAUGCCCACGUUGCCUCCCAAUCUACUGGCGUUAGUGCACCAGGAGCCCCCCAUUCCCCGGGCUAUUCCCGCUCCUAGCUCCCCGCACAAGCCACUCGACCGUAGCCUGGAGAACAAGACUGGCGAGACCAACGUUUACAUUAGAGGUCUGCUUCCCGAGACCACAGAUGAGAUGCUUCACCUGUGGGGCAAGCGUUUUGGAGACAUCCAGAGCUCAAAGUCCAUCAUCGACUUGAAGACCAACCUGUGCAAGGGUUUCGGCUUCAUCAAGUACCACAACUUCGAAGACGCUGAAGACUGCAUCCGUGGCUUCCACUACCUCGGAUAUGAGGUCAGCUUUGCUCGGGAAUCCUUCUACUCAAAGCUCAAGAAGUUCGCCGACGAGUGCAACACCAAUCUUUACGUAUCCAACAUUCCAAAGAACAUGAACGAGCAUGAACUCGCCUCCAUCUUCGCCCCUCACAAGGUCUGCUCGAGCAGGAUCCUUCGUGACUCUUCUGGUACUGGUCGGGGUGUCGGCUUCGCUCGCUUCGAGUCCCGCGACAUCUGCGACGAGGUCAUCAAGGAGUUCAACAACACCCCUGUAUCCAAGCCCGGCGGCGAAGAGCAUCUCAUCCAGAUCCGCUUUUCCGAUACUCACGAGCAGAAGAUGCUCAAGCAGCAGACCGCAGCUGGCCGUGUCUUCCGUGCUGCGGAGUACGAGGUCGGUGUUGCUCAGGCUAGGGCGCUAGGCACGCCUGACCGAUACCUCUCCGUCUCCCCGAUACCUGCGGGCCACGCCAACGAGUUCGAGAUGUUCAUGCGCGGCCAGCGCCAGCCAUGGUCACCGCCAGUGCCAUCCACCCUCGGCCCUGCCCGCUCAUACUAUAUGCCGCAGGGUGGACCCAUCAAGAGCGAGGACGGCGUUUCUGAGAACGGCCUUGACGUCAAGACCAACCCCGCCACUCCCGUCAAAGCUGAUGACAAGUCUACUUCACCCAGCCGCAACGACUAA
Alternaria incomplexa is the source of this 1716-nucleotide messenger RNA. RefSeq lists its product as uncharacterized. Bases 1 to 1716 code for a protein of 571 amino acids. The record is from RefSeq and is a predicted model, not a curated record. Gene Ontology annotation, molecular function: poly(U) RNA binding; mRNA 3'-UTR binding; poly(A) binding. The transcript is spliced from 5 exons. Gene Ontology annotation, cellular component: cytosol; ribonucleoprotein complex; nucleus. NCBI's taxonomy places the organism in Eukaryota, Fungi, Ascomycota, Dothideomycetes, Pleosporales, Pleosporaceae.